This is a messenger RNA of Fusarium redolens, 2088 nucleotides long. RefSeq names its product pyruvate kinase-like protein. The record is from RefSeq and is a predicted model, not a curated record. The transcript has a single exon. Bases 123 to 1805 code for a protein of 560 amino acids. Lineage: Eukaryota; Fungi; Ascomycota; Sordariomycetes; Hypocreales; Nectriaceae. Gene Ontology annotation, molecular function: pyridoxal phosphate binding; molybdenum ion binding; oxidoreductase activity.
UGGAUGUCUGCUGGUGAUCCUUCACACAACAUUUUCUCAAAUACCUCAACCAAGUUGACUCAAUUCUUCCAACCUCUAUCAAAUAUCGCACUUGGAACAAGGCAGAAACAAAUAACACCAAAAUGUCUCUCGCCAUCGAAAGCUCCGCUGUAGGUCUAGCCCCUCUUCCUCCCACAGAUACCCUUCUCAGCUUGCGAACAGGCAAAAUCCGCCCGCUCGGCGGUGUAAACAUCCGCACCGCCAUUAACAAACGAGCGCGGCAAGGAAAAUGGGAAGUGACCCCUCUUGGACUCGUCGGCGAUGAGCAGCAAUUCAUUCACCAUGGUGGCCCUGAAAAGGCUCUCCAUCAGUAUUGUGCUACUCACUACGAUGCCUGGAACGCUGAGUUGCCUGGUCGAGAGGGCCUCUUCAAGGUUGGUGGCUUUGGAGAGAACCUGUCUACAAUGAACAUGUCUGAGACCAAUGUCUGUAUUGGAGACAUAUUUCGUGUAGGACGGGAGGUGCUCAUUCAGGUUUCUGGACCGAGACAGCCGUGCUAUAAGCUCAACCAUCGCUUUCAGCACAAGAAGAUCUCGGCGAUGACGCAGUCUAGUGGCCGAACCGGAUGGUAUUAUCGCGUUCUUCAAACUGGAUUCAUCGAGCAAGGCGAUGCUUUGGAGCUCGUUGAACGCACUAACCCAACAUGGUCUCUCUCGCGAGUUCAGAAGUACCUUUACCAUGAAAAGGACAAUAUUGAGAUCUUUCAGGAACUGGUAACAUUACCUGCCCUAUCUGAAGAGAUGGUGGGAAUAUUUCAGGGUCGACUUGAUCACGGCACUGAGGAUAUGAGUGGCCGUCUUGAAGGUGAUCGAGUCCCUGUCGUCUGGAGACCUUACAAGCUGGCCAGUAAGACGGACCUGACCCCAAGGAUCAAAUCCUUUAUCUUUGAAUCUGAGGACCAAAGCGAAGAUUUGAAGUUUGGUCAAUUUCCAUUCGUGCGGAUCCAGUUUGGCCCUGAUGGAAGCAUCUCUCGUGCCUACUCUGUCGUGUCCGGAACCACGAGCCGCUUCGAACUUGGCAUCGCUCGGGAUGAUAACUCAAGAGGUGGAUCUAUAUACCUCCAUGACGAUCUCACUGUUGGAAAUGUCAUCAAAGUCGCCCCAGGGCACAACGCUUUUGCAUCGCAGAACGGAGGGGUGGACUCGAAUGCAUCCAAGCACAUCUUCAUCAUCGGUGGUAUCGGAGUUACAGCCUUUCUUGGUGAGAUCAAAAGACUAUCUCGGGAGUCAGCUGAAGUUGAGAUUCAUUAUGCUGUACGAAGCCUUAAGGAUGCAGCCUAUUUGAGUCGCCUACCACUCGACAAGACAACCAUUUAUGCAAAAGGCGAUGGCCAACGACUCAUGCUGGGUCAAGUUAUCCCUGAGCUUACAAAUGACAAGAAAGACGUGCCUAUGGUUUAUUGUUGCGGUCCAACAUCCCUCAUGAACGCUUGUCGUAACCUGACCACCAAUCUUGGAUAUCCAAAGGCCAACGUCCACUUCGAAGAGUUCGGCGACGCCACAACAGGAACUGGGGAGCCAUUCGAGGUAGAAAUCAAGUCAACUGGUCAAAGAGUCCAGGUACCUCGAGAGAAGUCUCUUCUUCAGGUUCUCUCCGAUGCUGGGUUUGAGAUCGAGUCGUCGUGUCUGGUAGGGAACUGUGGCACAUGCAUGGUGGACUAUUACAAGGGAGAGGUUGACCAUAAGGGCGUGGCUCUAGACGAAGAGCAGAAGAAGGGAUCUAUGCUGAGUUGUGUUAGUCGCGGGAAGGGGAAGAUUGUUAUAUGAUAAAGAAUUGGAAGGUGGGCGUCUGUCAGUUAAAGCAUGUCUUGUCGAGACAGUUCUGGGGACUUUCAAGUUAGACUUAAACUUUCCCUCAUAGAGUCCUGUCUGACUAAAUCUGUUGGACAAUGGAUCUCUCGCUAAAAGACGAAUAUAUUUAGUGAUUUGAAAUUUUACUGGCCUUUCCGAACACAUUCGACAAGGAGAAGCCCCGAACCUCGAACGUCAAUGCUCCUAUAUCGCAGACAGAGAGCACUAGCAACAGAGUGUAAUUUGAAGGAUUCGCAAG